Molecule: messenger RNA, 8881 nt
Organism: Siniperca chuatsi (mandarin fish)
Lineage: Eukaryota; Metazoa; Chordata; Actinopteri; Centrarchiformes; Sinipercidae
Gene: fnip1
Product: folliculin interacting protein 1
Exons: 19
Coding region: 2877-6530 (1217 amino acids)
Cellular component (GO): cytoplasm
Molecular function (GO): protein-folding chaperone binding; ATPase inhibitor activity
Source: RefSeq, a predicted model, not a curated record
GUGAACAGCGGCUGACUGAGGGAUCAAGAAUGGAAGGCAGGGAAUGUGUCCUGUUGGACAGUGUACAAGUCCUGUUUGUGGUUUCUAAAACAAAAGGUCCGGUCUUCCUUUGACUCAAUGGAUGCCGAAAAGUCUUAUGAUCAAUUUUCCAUGUCAAACAGGCCUCUCCCAUACUGCACCUGCCCGCUGAUUUUUCCAUCAAAAGGCGACGCACGGUCACCACUCUUUUUUUUCCUUUUCAUUUUGAAUAACAUGCCCAAUAUUUUCAUAAGGCUGCUGUGUGUUCCUGUCUGACCCUGACCGGUUUGUUCUGGUGCUCUUAUCUCCAAUAAUAAUAGCCUCAGCUGACAGCUCAUGUGUAAGCAGCAUUCUUUCAUCCUCACAUGACAGCCGUGUCACUCGCUGUCUGUCUUUCUCUCUGUCUGUCUGUCUUCAUCUAUCUCUGCUCUGGUCUCACCCUCUCUAAAUUUCCCUCCCAUUCUGUAUCUUCCUUCUCUAAAUCUGCUGUCUCCCCUCUCUGUCUCUUAAUACUGUCUCUCUUGAGUGUCCUGAUUACUGUCCUCUGCUGCUAUAAAUUAAUCUGGUUAUCUUUCCUACAUUAUCUCUGUAAUCUUUUAUAAAUCCCUCUCUACCUUUCUUUAUCUUUACCUAUCUGCCUUUCUUUCUAUUCUGUCUCUAUCUAACAAUGUCUAAUCUUCCUUCACUCUCUACCCCUCUCCUUUAAAAAAAUGCAUGCUUUCUCUACCUCUCUUCCUAAAUCUCUCUUUACCUAUAGAUCUCUCUCUAUCUCAACCUCUUUCUUUGUUUUUGAUCCUUUUUCUCCCUGCCAUACUCUACCUCUCUUCGUAAUGUCUUGUAGUGUCUUAGGCUUCUCACUGUACACCUCCCCAUCCCUCCUGUCUGUCUUUGUCUCUCACCAUGUCUCUUCUGCCUCCUUUUGCCUGCCUGUUUCACCUAUCUUUUUGCUUCCUCUUGGGCCUGUCUCUUUUUAUCCAGGUUUUCUCUGUCUGUGCUCUUCUUUUGCCUCACCUUCUCUUGUCUGUCCGUCCAUCUGCCUCAUUAUCAUGUCCAUAAACUUGCCAUCACACAGAAACACACAGACACACACUCCUGCUGUCUUAUGACACCCUGACAUUGAAUCUUUGGAUUGGAUCGUUUGCUCAACUUUCUCAAUUCAUAUAUGUGGAUUUACUGAAGCAGUGACAUUUGUUUCAAGUGAGCUCUUACAAAACCACAAGAUAAUGCAUAGAGAAAUGUAACAGGGGUCAGUGCGUUGUGUGUGAGUGUUGCCUGGGCCAAUGUCAGUAUUUUUGGUGCAUUCUGCAUCGUUAGAGCUUUUCCAGCUACUGUGUGACUUCUAUCACAUGAUGGCGGGGUUGUUGUUUUUUUUUCGUCAACUCAGAGGAAUUUAUUUUAGAGAGAUCAAAAGCAGGAGGAACGCACAGAGGGUCAGAGAGAAUGAGGAAUAGAGAAAGAGUUAAUAAUGAAGAAAAGAGGGGGGUUAAAUGCAAGAAAAGAGAGAAGAAAAGCUAGAAAAGAAGACAAAUCUGGUCCAGGAAAGAAAUAGAUGUAUUACAGGAGAAAAAGAAAGCUGCAGGAAUUAGAAGGAUGAAGUUGGAGUGGUGGAGGGAGGGAGGGAAUGAUUGCAGUGCUGCUCGAUCACGAGUUCCAGAAAGAGUCAUAUGACUGGCAGUCACAUGCUGCUGGCCUCUGUGUACACACCUCACAUUGCACUGCAGCAGACACGGACACACACCCAUGUACACACUCAAACACUCGCUCAGAAUCAGCGUGGCUUCAUUAGCGUGUGUGUGUGUGUGCUACAAAAUCACUCAUUAAUGAGAGAGAAUAAACAAUGUAUGCAGCAAGUUGCAUACAUGUCUACAGUGUUUACUAAUGUACUUUAAUAAAGCAGAAUGAAGCAAAACCAAUCUUUCUUCAUCUGCCUGUUUUCUAUCUCUCUCAUCUCAUUCUGUUUCUCUUUGUCGUCCUCUUAUUUUUCCCUUCAUUUCUCUUUCUCUCUUACAUUAGAAGUGACAGUGGUGUCAAGUGAGCCAUUACCAGAGCCUAGCUAAAAAAAAAAACAACACACACACACCCUCCCCCUACACUCCCCACCCUCCCAAAUGCAUUCCUCUUGAAUAGGCUGCCAAGUUAAGAAGGCACAUGACACAGGCUGAUAGAGCUCACAUUGCUUUUAGUUUGCUGUUUACAAGAGUGCCUCUCGAUUUAGAUUUCCAUGGGUUUUGACGUGAACAGUUCAUCUUCAUUUAUGUUUUUACAUUGAAAGGUUUACUUUAUAUGGGCCAGUGACUUUUUAUUUUUAGGACUUGUUAAAAUGUCGGGGCAUCAGGGUGAAAUUAGACAGAGAAUGUGAGUUUUUAUAGGUGAAUUGUGCUCUGUUGGUUUCUCUCAUUACGGUUAUGUUAGCAAAGGCCUCCAUAACUGAAAACCCACUGCAAUAAAAUCGUCUUGACUUUGUUAUCUAUUCCCACGUGUAUGCGCUAUUCCCACAUUAAUGGGCAGAAACCUUUUUAACAACUAAACACAAAUGUCUGCAUCUGUCUUGGUGAUGUUCAUGUACCUGUGCACAAAAUAGCUAAGGGUUCCAGCUCAUUCUUGUUUUUGCACAUUCUUUUUGUUUUGUUAUUUAGUCCCUAAUUAUUUACAAGGAUGACAAGUAAAUAAAAACCAAAAAGUUUAGGCAUUGCUGCAGAAUGUACUUAGUCAAAAGGAGAGCAUUUUUGUGGGCUUCUCUAUAUUUGAAAGGAAAAGGAAAAAACUUGACUUGGCUGAUGAAAUGAUGCAAGUGGCUGGUAUGCUUUGUACUCUCAGUUGAUGUUUUCAGAUGCUGCCAAAGUUUGUUUACAUCCUUAAUGGCUGCAAAGAAAGCGAGCACAGAGGGCCAGGUGAAGAUGUUUGGGAAAUGCUGCCAGCUCCGGCCUACAGGAGGCAGCAGCAGUUCCCUGGACAGCUCCUCCUCAUGCACCUCCGAAACCAAGGAGCAGGGCCUGCGCUUCCAGGGUUCAAGGUGUUCGUCCGAUGUGGUAAUGCUGGGAGAAAUGAUGUUUGGCUCUGUGGCUAUGAGCUACAAAGGUUCCACGCUAAAAAUCCACCAGAUUAGAUCGCCACCUCAGCUGAUGCUGAGUAAGGUUUUCACCGCCAGGACAGGAGGCAGUGUGUACGGCAGCCUCAACACGUUACAGGACAGCCUGGAGUUCAUUGGACAGGACAGCAACACCCUAAGGCCUGAUCAAAACACCGGGGCCAGCAGUCUCUUAGGGAACAUAGGAUUUACUCAGCUCUGCAGCCCUCGACGGGCCUUCUCUGAACAGGGCCCUCUGCGCCUCAUCAAGAGCGCAUCUUUCUUUUCAGGCCACAGUCACCCCAUGGACAUGCCUGGCCGAGGGCUUUACGACGAGAGGGACAGCGGCAUCGCCAGGUCAGCUUCUCUGAGCAGCCUGUUGAUCACUCCCUUCCCAUCUCCUGGCUCCUCCCUGACCAGCAGCUGUGCGUCAAGCUACCAGCGCCGAUGGCUCCGCAGCCAAACCACCAGCCUGGAAAACGGCGUCUUCCCCCGAUGGUCAGUCGAGGAGAGCUUCAACAUGUCUGACGAAAGCGGUGGACCAAGCCUCGGCGUGGCUCGGAAGAAAAAGAUUGCCAUCGGGGUCAUCUUCACACUGUCCCCCAACCUUGAGGAGAACAACCGCUUCCAGGACUUCUUUUUUUCCCACUUCCCUCUCUUUGAAAGCCACAUGAACAAACUCAAGAGCGCCAUUGAACAGGCCAUGAAGAUGAGUCGGCGGUCACCUGACGCUAGCCAGAGGGCCUUGGCUUACAGCCGAAUGGUGGACGGCCUCAACGAGUUCAGGAUGACCAUCUGCGACCUCUACACCAUGCCUCGCGUGGCUGAGCCCGUCUGGUUGACUAUGAUGUCUGGAGCGUCGGAGAAGAAUCAGCUCUGCGGCCACUUCAUGAGGGAGCUCUCCCUGCUGAUGGAGCAGGCCUCCAAGAACCAAUUCCUCCCUGCAUUAUUGACAGCCAUCCUGACCAAUCAUCUAGCCUGGGUGCCUACCGUCAUGCCCAAUGGGCAGCCUCCAAUCAAGAUCUUCCUUGAGAAACACUCCUCCAAGAGCGUCGACAUGCUGGCAAAGACGCACCCCUACAACCCACUCUGGGCACAGCUAGGCGACCUGUACGGGUCCAUUGGGUCACCGGUGCGGCUGUCGAGGACAGUGGUGGUUGGCCGUAGACAGGAGCUGGUCCAGAGACUCCUCUAUGUCCUCACCUACUUCAUCCGCUGCUCCGAGCUGCUGGAGACCCACAUGCUGGACAGCGCUGAGGAUGAGGCCAUUGUCAUGCCUGGUUCCCUCAUCACCACCUCCCUAAGGAAAGGAGAGGUGGAGGAGUCGGACUAUGUUCUGGUUACUGUCCACAAACCCAACGGGGACUACUUGUCCCAAGGGGCCCACGGCCGGCAGACUGAGGCAGAGGACAGCAGCUACCCUUCAGACAACAGCCUCCAGAGCAGCACAUACACAGACACAGAGGUGGAGCACGGCACCGGGGACACACCCAAGGAGGAAGAUGAGGAUGAGGCGGAUGAGGAAGACGAGGAGGACAGCAGUGAGAGUCAAGGGUCCAGGAGCAGUGUGCUUCAGACAGGACACAGCCAGGGUAACGACCCCGUUAUCAGGACUGCAGAAGCAGCUGAACCCGGGGAGCUGUGCAGGGAGUCUUGCAGCCCACUGGCCACAGAGGCCCGACUGGAGACAGUGCUGCGUGUUUGCUCAGACUCCCCCCGGGAGCAGGUCUGUGUGCUGGAUACAGAGACCAAAGGCGACCUAAAACUUAUUGUCCCAUCCAUACACACAACCCUUGCAUCAAGUCCAUCCCUAACUCCUGUCACCACAGAGGGUAAAAGCUGGGAGGCUGGGAUGGAUGCAGGCAUUGGGAACCAGCCCACCAGAGUGCUGGCUCCUCGGCCUUUGGGGAUCCCUCUAGAGAAGAAGCCUCCUGAUAAGAACCUGGCUGCUGCAGUACCGGUGAUACCAGGAAACCCAGUGACGGGGCCCAUGGCUUUGACUCUAACAGAAGGGGAGGAGCCGGCAACAAAAGUCACUUUCCUCAUUGGAGACUCCAUGUCUCCUGAGUCGGACACAGAGAGCCGCAGAAGGAAGGUGGAGGAGGAAUUCAAAAAGCACAAGAAACAACUCAAAGACAAACAUCUGCUUCACCAGCAGCUGCAGCUGUUGCUCCAUCAGCAACAACAGCAUCAUCAAGGGCAACAUUAUCAACAGCAACCGCAGCAGCUGCAGAGAGGAGCAGAUACAAAGACCAGCAACACCGGUACAUCAGAGGACCAAACCAAACAGACCAAGGCGGCUCCAGCCCUGCAGCGGGUGUCCAGUAAGAUACCCCAGUGGAGCCCAAACUGUAUGGACGAUUUUAAUGAGUAUCAGUUCAGACUGGAGAACCGUGUGGAGACUAGGACUAUAGACGAUGUGGCCAAACGACAGGAGGCCAGCAGCACAGACAGUAUCCACAAAGACUUGCUGGACCCCUCGGGAGUCCCCCGGCCUGGUGACUUGGGGGGUCACAGCUUUCAGGGUGCAGUCAGGGGUCAGGGUUUGGGUCUCUGUUUAGGUUCAGGUAGUGGAGAGGUAGGCUCUAGCAGAAAGAGAGAUACUUUGUUGGAUGUCCAGGCGAGGUGCAGGUGUGGGUCUACAGAUUCCUCCGACACCUGCUACUGCAGGGGCUGUUCUGCUGCGCAGGACAAGGGUCUUCUGUUGUCUGUUCCCGUCCCCCAGGAUGGAAGCAGCAACAGCAAAGAGGACCAAAAGUGCAAAGCCGUGCCCGUUAAUGACUGGGAGAUACCGCGCAACGAGAGCUCAGACAGCGCGCUGGGGGACAGUGAGAGUGAGGAGACAGAGGACUGGCAGGAGGAAGUGCUGGUGCCCUUCCCUGGGUCAAAGUUGGUGGAGAACUUCUCAAAGCCAAGCAUUGCCAAUUUUGGCCGGUCUCUGUUUGGAGGCUACUGCCCCACCUACGUGCCAGACUUUGUACUGCAUGGGUUGCCCAGUGACGAGAAGCUACGGCAGAGCCUCAUGGCUGAAUUAACCCAUGCUGUUCAGCAUCCAGUAUUGGAUGAGCCCAUAGCAGAGGCCGUCUGCAUUAUAGCAGACACAGACAAGUGGACAGUGCAGGUGGCCAGCAGUCAGAGACGAGCCACAGACGUCAACAAGCUGGGGAAGGAAGUCCUGGUGUCCAGCCUGGUUUCCAGCUUAUUGCAGUCCACUCACCAGCUCUACAAACUCAACCUCUCACCCAACUUUUGUAUAAUGCACCUUGAGGACCGCCUGCAGGAAAUCUACUUUAAGAGUAAGAUGCUUGCUGAGUAUUUGAAGGGCCAGACAAGAGUCCAUGUGAAAGAACUGGGCAUGGUCUUAGGAAUCGAGUCCAGCGACCUUCCCCUGUUGGCCGCAGUGGCCAGCACUCACUCCCCCUAUGUGGCCCAGAUCCUGUUAUGAGACCGUAAUAGCAGUGAGGUCCCAUGCAGGGAACUGCCUGAGGAAACCAGUCAGACCUGGGUGGUGCCACUCUGGCCCCAAAAACGGCCGUCCAUGCUCCACAGCUGACCCCCGACAUGUGGGCUAAGUGGGAUCUUUGCUUGAGCUGAGCCUGAGCAGUGCACGUCUUCAUGGACCACAGCCACAGCCAGCGCCUCCCCUCACUACCACUGCUGCUGAAUUUGUUGCAAUGCUGAUGUUGCACCACAGGGGGGAACUAGAGACCACAGUCCCAUAGAUUGAGUGAGGAUCUGAGGAUGACUGAAGCAUGCCUGAAAUGACCUUCUCCUGUUGUUUGAAUGUUUCUUUUAAAACAGGACUUUUUUUUUUGGACACAGAAGCCAAAGACUUUAUUAAUUUUUCCAUUUGAGAAUGAAACUUUAAUAUAUCUACAGUAUAAUAACAAAGGAUUUUGUUUCUUCUACUGCUUUUUUUCUCUGUACAAUCUUAAACCCAGUCGUACCAAGUGAAGGACUACAAGUUUAAAGGAAACAGAUGGAUGUUUUUAAACAUUACUUUGAGGUAAAUAUCAUUAAGAACAUUAUCAAUCUCUUGCCAAUUAUGUUAUUUUGUUUAUCUUCAUGUAUUUGUUUACAAGCCAAAUUUCCCUGAGAUAUCUCAAUGACAACUUUUUAUUUUUUCAUCAAAUUGCAAUGCAUACCUGAUUUUAAAAGCCUAUUUUCUGGCCAUGUGGGGGUAAUCGAUGCACAUCGUGAUUUAUUGUUCUACAAACUGGUUUUGAAAUGGCUAAAAGUGGCUUUGACAUUCUAUCAAAGGUACAUCACUACCUCAGAUCUUCAUAUGGGCAGUGGAUGACACACAUUUACAAUUGCCCCAUAGAAAACCCUGAGGUAUACUUUUUAAGCUAUUUUAAUCAGAGGAAUGUCAGCGUCAACUGUGUGCAGACUCUAUGCUGUGUUCUUUGAAAAAGGGAAGGCUGUUAAAUUCCUUAGGAUGAUCGUUACACAAAAAAAAUGGAAGAAAAACAUAUUUUAGCCUCAGAAUGUGAUUAAGAGGAGAAGGGUCCCUUUCUACUGUGGAAAAGCUAAAACAUGCAUCAUCUACAUAUAUUUUAAAACCAAAAUGCUGAAAUAUUUUCACACUUUUAUAGCUUCCCCACCUUUUAUACGAUGUUUACGGCUUCGAUGUUUGCUGCAGAGAGAACGGAGCAGAGUAACACAGUAGGCCUUAUAGUGGAUUAAAAUAUGUAUCAGUUAACACUAUUUUCAAACAUGUUUCUAUGACAGUUAUAUACUCACAAAAACACGCAAAAUACAAAACUAUAGUAGCACAGUUUUUUCUUUUGUUUUCUCUUUGAUUUUCCAUGACAUUGACAGUAAAAUGAUUUUGGUUUUGCCAUUUAACCGGGGUGCGAUUUACUGAGCGUAAUGUGGAGCUCCAGAUGCUUUCACAGCUUGUUUUUGGAUUCUCUCCAGGGCAUAAAGUGCAACCUACAGCAGGGCUGAUGGGACAUUAUUUCAUUGUUUUCAUUAUUGCUUUUGUUGUCAUCAGUUGACAGGAUUGUAAAUUAAUCUAUAUUUUCUUUGUUUGAUCGCAGAUAAAAUAGGGUGAGUUAAAAAUUCCCCAAUCAGUGUAAACAGUCAAAAGCAGAGAAGAACUCCUGAUAUUUACCUUGAUGUCGAGGGAAUUGCAGGCAGAGGGACAAAGUUUAAUUUGGUCAGCAGCUAGCUCGGUAAAAACGCACCUGAGUGAUUUCUGGAAAGUAACUUUCCUAAAUGUCUAAAAAUCUUACUUAAAGAUUGGAAUGUGUCUCAGGCUUCUCAAACACUGUUUGUAACAGAGCUUGUUGAUGUGCUUUAGGUUCACAGUAUGUUGAACUGUAUGCUGAGAAUGGCUUAUAUUGCUAGAAAAAGCAGGAAUAACUGGCAGUGUAGCCCUAAGAGCAGUGUUUUGUUUCUUUCUAUAAACUCAAAUCGCACCCUGUAUAUGACACAAGUCUUAAUGGAGAUGUGGCAUGAAUGCAUCACAGGCUUCUGGAGAGCUCAUUUUGCUGGUAAAAUUUAUAUAUACAUGCUUGUUACUGUAUUGAAGAUGCUCCGCUGUAUCAGCCUACAUUUUGUACAACCCAGCCAUUAUGUUUAAAAGGUAUGAAUUUAUAUCUGCUUUUCCCUCUUUGUAUAUAAAUAAAUUAUUCAGUUGCCCAUGGUAUGUGUAACGGUUCAUGUAAACUGUACAAACUCGGUUUAUUUCCAUGUAUUUGUACAGAAUGUCUUUUAAGAAUUGUCUCCUCAAAUUAUUUUUUCCCAAUUUUAUGGGAAUGUUGUGCAAUAAAGAUGCCGAUGUUAAGAAUU